Molecule: messenger RNA, 1353 nt
Organism: Anopheles aquasalis
Lineage: Eukaryota; Metazoa; Arthropoda; Insecta; Diptera; Culicidae
Product: neuronal acetylcholine receptor subunit beta-4-like
Biological process (GO): monoatomic ion transmembrane transport
Cellular component (GO): membrane
Molecular function (GO): extracellular ligand-gated monoatomic ion channel activity; transmembrane signaling receptor activity
Source: RefSeq, a predicted model, not a curated record
GAUGCAUCAUUCAGCGUCCGCUCCUUACGAUGAACAGUCAUCGUGCUGUUUCCACGAAAACCGCCGUUUUGCUCGGCUGGAUCACAUUCAUUCUAAGUCACGUUCCACAGUCAGCAUCUAUCACGUGUGGCAAGGACUCAGUGAACGUGGAAAACCAGCUCAAACAGUCACUUCUUUGCAAUGGCUACCGAUCGGAGGCACGCCCAAGGAAGGACCCAUCCCAAACGGUCAUCCUGACGGUCGCCUUCUUCGUGAUGAGCUACGAGUUUGACGAAGAUGACGAUCUGCUAGAGCUGAACGUGUGGUUCAAUCUGGAAUGGAAUGAUGAGUUUCUCGUCUGGAACCGAACGAAAUGGAAUGGUAUUGAGCGGAUGGCGAUCAACUCCGAUGACAUCUGGCUUCCGGAUUUUCGACACUUUUCAUCAUAUUACAAUCCCGAAGAGCUGCCAGACUGUACGAAUCCUGCCUGUUCGGUGGCCUGGAACGGAUCGGUGUACUGUGUGCCAAGGUGCAAUAUGAACGCCAAGUGUUCGGUUUCAUACAAUCGAUGGCCGUUUGAUGUGCAUCAGUGUAAUCUGUGGUACGGCACCUGGGUGAACUCACUAAACGAAGUCGAUAUGCACACAGAAGAGCUCUGUCUGCAAACGGAGCCAAGUUUUUCCAGUCCAAGUUGGAGUAUCGUAUCGCUGGAGAAAAACCGAGCAGUAGUAAAAUCGAGCGACGAGUACCAGUACACCAUUCUAAAAAUGGAUCUGAUGCUGAAACGAAAAAACAGGUUCGAAACAGUAGCCAUGUUGUGUCCUAUAAUGGUGCUUGCAUUCUUAAAUCUCUACAUCGUGUGGUUACGAUCAAGCUGCAUCGAAAGGAAGUUGCUGUUGACUCUCUCCAUGACGUGCCACUUUGGAUUUCUUCAGCAGAUCCAGUGGGUGCUGCCCUACAACCGAGACACAGUUCCGGGAUUGCUGGUAUUCCUGCAGAGUUCAGUUAUCAUCACUGGGUUACUAGUAUUCGUGACACUAUUGAAUUGUUGGACUCGAGAUGUACUCAGCCGCGAAUCCACUCCCAAUGAUAGCUGGUUUGGUCGAUUCAUGGGGCAAUUCUCCCAAAAUCGCGUCGCGGAAUUGAUUCUAGCGGCUGACUAUUUGGAACUUAGUUACCAGGUAACAAAAGACGAAAGCAAUCAUCAUGGGUUGCAGAUCGCUAAGCUGUUUGAUCGCGUGAUUGCAAUCGCGUGUUUGGUGAUUUACGUUGUACUGCUGUUCGUAUACAUUCCUUUCGGGUACCAGCAUUUAUCAUCUAAUGGUAUAAAAUGUAUGUUUUCGUUUGCACCAUAAAAGGGCCUACAGACCGGUU